Molecule: messenger RNA, 5053 nt
Organism: Ostrinia nubilalis (European corn borer)
Lineage: Eukaryota; Metazoa; Arthropoda; Insecta; Lepidoptera; Crambidae
Product: toll-like receptor 6
Exons: 1
Coding region: 158-4192 (1344 amino acids)
Cellular component (GO): extracellular matrix
Molecular function (GO): protein binding
Source: RefSeq, a predicted model, not a curated record
CCGUCCGCGCCGCACGCAGCCCUCGCGCCCUCAUGACCCGCGAGUCGCGAUGUCGCUUCCACUGCGUGAAUAUUUAUGACGCGAUCGACCUAUUCGCCUCCUCAUAAAUGGCAACGCCGACCUCGAUGCCUCACCGCACCACGUAUAUACCCGUAAAAUGCCAAUAAAACAAACUCUCGUUAAAAGACUCGAACGCCGAACUUUCAAUCGAAUCAUAGUGUACGUGUUGUUCUACUGUCAUGUUAUCGAGAAGAAUGCAGCUGCGGAAAUGCCGCACGAGUGCGCGUACCGCAGCUCCGAGACGGAAACGUCGGAGAACGCGGUGCUUUUCUGCAAAAUACGAACGAUAAGUAGUUUGGACCACCUGUUACAGAAUAUAAGUCGAACGCAUUUCGACGAAGUGUUAUCAUUGCACGUCCAGUGCAGUGAGAUUCUGUUUUUCGAGAGCACGCUGACUGCUCACACCGAUAAGAGUCAGGGGAAACAGACGAAUCUAGCGAAGCUACGGGACCUCGUCGUAGACAAGUGUAAGAUUCGUCAGAUACCGGCACGCGCGUUUGACAACUUCAAAGACCUCAAGCGGCUCCACGUGACGACCCACAACAGUGAAUGGUCAGCCAUGACAAUGGAGCUCCACGAUCAAGCCUUCGCGGGCCUAAAGGAACUAAUUGAACUCGAUUUAAGUGACAACAACAUCUGGAGUACUAAAACGGAAACCUUUUGUUCGUUGUACAGUUUGAAAACUCUUAAUCUAACGAAGAACCAUUUACAAAAUAUAAAGACAAUUGGGUUCUCUGACUCGUUGAGAGAACAAAAUUUAAGCGUUAGAAGUUGUAAUUUAGUCAUAGAAGUACUUGAUAUGUCCUACAAUGAUCUCAUUGUAGUUACUGACAACAGUUUGUCGAAGUUGCGUUCGUUAGCAAAACUGUAUUUGCAAAAUAAUGCAAUAUCGACAAUUGAAGAUGGUGCCUUUAGUGGACUUCUCAGUUUGCAGGUUUUGAAUUUAUCUAGUAAUUUCAUGAACACAAUACCGCCAGAUAUUUUUUCAGACUCAAAACUUUUGAAAGAAAUUAAUAUUAGUAACAACACAUUAAAUGUUUUACCCCCUGGAGUUUUCGAGGGUUUAGAACAACUUCAAGUUUUAGAUCUGUCGCAUAACGAUUUAACUAGUCAGUGGAUACAAAAGGGCACAUUUGUAGGAUUAUUACGUAUGGUUAUAUUAAAUCUUUCCUAUAAUAAGUUAACUAAGUUAGAUCGUUUAAUGUUUCAAGAUUUGUAUAGUUUACAAAAAUUAAACUUAGAGCACAACGAUAUAACUUUCAUUGAUGAACACGCUUUUGAGGAGUUAAGAAACUUGCAUUCACUAACACUUUCGAAUAACAACUUGGUGCAUAUUAACACACACUUGUUUACGGAUUUGCAUGUCUUGCACGAACUUUUCAUCGAUAACAAUAAAAUCAAACACAUAGACGAUAAUGCCUUUGACAACAUGACGACAAUUGAAGACUUGAGUUUGAAUGACAACUUUUUGGCGUCUAUUCCCAGCUCUGUACGAAAGUUGCGGUCACUGAAAUCCUUAGAUAUCGGAAAUAAUAAUAUAUCCCACCUGAAUAGGGAAAACUUUCGGGGUCUAUCCGAACUAUUCGGUUUGCGUCUAGUUGACAACAAAGUUGUGUAUCUAAAUGAAGACACUUUCGAACAUUUACCACAACUGCAGGUGCUCAAUUUGGCCUCAAAUAAAAUAAAACACGUUGCACCUGGCUGUUUUCACAAAAACAUUAAUCUAAAACUGUUACGCAUGGAUGGCAACGAAAUUACCAAGUUUGAUGGAAUAUUUACUACCCUAAAUAGCUUAGUUUGGCUGAAUAUGUCAUCCAAUAAAAUUAUCACAUUUGACUUCAGAAGUUUUCCCAAUAGUUUAGAAUGGCUUGACUUGCAUGAAAACUACAUUGAAAACUUUAUCAACGAUGACAUGUACUCGAAUGUGAAUAUUAAAUUGUUAGAUUUAAGUCACAAUAACUUAAGUCAUCUAACAGUAACGUCAAUACCACAGUCAGUUGAGAAAUUAUAUUUGAACGAUAACAAUUUACAGCACAUUCAAGUUGGUACGUUUUCGAAACUUCGUAGAUUAUCAACUGUGACACUCAAUAAUAAUAAACUAGUCCAACUUGACAUAAAUGCUUUUCGGUUGGAUCAAAUAGAUGAAGAUAGUGAUUUACCCGAAUUUUUCAUAAGCGGAAAUCCAUUUGUUUGUGACUGUUCAAUGGAAUGGAUUCAACGCAUUAAUUAUUUGAGCCACAGUCGACAAUACCCUCGUGUGUUAGAUCUAGAUAAGGCAUUGUGUUCACUCGUACAUUCACGUGCGAAAGAGAAAAAAAUGAUAAUUGAUAUGUCACCUUCUGACUUUCUCUGUCCAUACGAAAGCCAUUGUUUUGCCCUGUGUCAUUGUUGUGACUUUGUCGCUUGCGACUGUGAAAUGAUUUGUCCGAAUAACUGUAGAUGCUAUCACGAUAUUACUUGGAAUGCGAACGUAGUAGAUUGUUCGAACGCUGGCUAUACAGAAGUACCGGAACGCAUUCCUAUGGAUGCUACCGAAAUAUAUUUAGAUGGCAACAACAUAAAUCACUUGGGUAAUCACGUGUUUAUUGGUAAAAAGAAAUUACAAGUUCUAUAUCUGAACAACACCAAAUUGAAGGAAGUCAAUAACCAAACUUUCAAAGGAAUAGACUCGUUGAGAGUGCUACAUUUAGAAAAUAAUAAGUUAGUCGAAUUGAAAGGAGAUGAAUUUUCGCAUCUGAAUAAUUUGAACGAAUUAUAUUUAGACCACAAUGCUAUUGUGCAUGUUGCGAAUAAUACGUUUUCAUCUUUGAAAUCCUUGUCAGUUCUCAGAAUUGACGAUAAUAAACUCGUUAAUUUCUUCCCUUGGAAAUUAUUAGCAUCGUCUUCCAAAAGCUCAGCACAUGUCUCAAUAGAGGGCAAUCAAUAUUCGUGUGAUUGUAAAAGUAUAGCAGAGCUAGAUUCGUGGUUAAGAAGGGACCCGGGAGACCCAGAAAAAAUGUUGUGUACGGAUACUGAGGGGAAACCAACCACAAUAACAAUUGCGUCAGUUCUGAGUCAUUGUAAAGAAUACAUGGGUUCAAUAGGUGAUCCUACUGUAUCAAAAGACGAAAUAAUUUCUAAAUCCAUCUUCUUACCAGACAACUACUUUGCGGUUAUAUUCGGCGUGGUAAUUAUAAUCGUAAUUAUAUGUCUGAUAGGUGCUGCAUUUUAUGCUUUCCGGUACGAGGUCAGUGACUGGUUGUACACUAAGUAUGGGGUUCCAUUAUUCAAGGAACAGUCUUGUCCUAACGUCGAUCAUGUUUUGGAAGGAAAUCCGAAUCACAUGUACGACUACUAUGUGAUAUGUAAUACCAAAGAUACGAAUUUUGUCUACCAUAACAUAAUGUCAGAGAUAGAAUUCAGGAAGAUGUCUUCAAAAAAGUUUUCACCUAACGAUCCAUCUCUAAACAUUCUAACGCUAGAUAGUUUUUCCAAGUCAUCUAAACUAUCAAAGCGUCUCCUCAUAGUUUUGACAACAAGUUUCAUAUGCAACGAUCUUUGUGACAUCCAUUUCAAAAACAUAUUUUACAGUUACUUAAAGUCGUUGAAUCGUAGUGAUAUAAAUAAGGUAGUAUUUAUAAAGGUUGUCGACAACAACCAAAUUAACGACGAGCUGUGCUUUGUCUUAGAUAAGUUUAAGAAUAUAUCGUGGAACGACCCACGUUUCUGGGACAGAUUCAUCUCUUUGCUGAACUCCACCGAUACUAUUAUCACGAUGAAAGGAUCCGAAAAGAGCGUAUUCAAGAAGUCGUUACGUCAAACGCCGACGUUGAGAUAUACUACAAUGCCCGUUUCAAACGAUAGUUGCUCAAAGCAGAAUUUUACGAAUUCCUUGCAGUAUUGUAAGAGGAACGAUGGGGAGUCCUCCCAAAAUGAAAGCUCUCCUUCGUCGGAGAACACGUACGGAGAAGGGAAUCAUUCGAACAAUAGCUAUAUGUCGAUCGACAACAGGACAUGUCCCCGGUUUAAUUAUGACCUCAGGCUUUCUCCUAACAGCGGUCACGUAUAUUCUAGGGUUGAGGAUAUUUCCCCGAACGUACCGCGUUCGUUAACCGGCAGCGUUUCAGCUAAAGGUCGCACAUACUUUGUUUGAGGCUCAAGUCUUUGUCUUUCUACAUUUUUCAGCACUGUAAAUUUUUCACGUUUAAACACAAAUGUUCAAAGUGUACAUUUAACUGUCAAUUUCACAUACGUAACCUAAGUCAUAGGAUCGAAUGUAACGCAAAAAUGUAAAUUAAAACAACAAUAUUUUGUACAAAGAUCGUGUGAAAUGUUGAGUCUGAUUACGGAAACAUUAUCCAUAAUUAUAUACUAAUGUUACUAGACUUUAUUAUUAUUAAAUAUAGUUUAUUAGAUUCGUGAAGUAUUCACAAGAAGGUCACUGUAACACAACACCAAAUAGCUUAAGAUUAAUAAAAUAAUACCCAGUAUCCCUAUGACAUGUAACACUUGAUGUAUUAUUGAUUAAUUUAUUGUAACCAAAUAUUUUACUGAAAUAAAUGACUGUAUGCUUGAAAUUAAAUAUUUAAAUGUAAAAGCUUCACAAAUAUUACUUUAAAAUGAAAUCAAAAAGCUUAUAAGUAUUUAUGUUUAAAAUUGUUUGUAAUUUUUUCAAUUUUAUUAUUUCAAAGCAUUGUUUGGAGAUUAUAAAGUUCACAUUUUAUCGCUAAAGGUAUGUAAGAGUAUUUAUUACAUAUUUAAAUGUGCUUAAAUGUCAUGAAAUGUACAUAUUAAUUUAAGAAUAUAAAUAUAAAUGUUUGCAAUGUUAUUGUUUCCUGCUUAGAUGUAAUGCUUGAGUAUUUUGAUAUAAUUAAGCUAAAUCGUGAUAUUAGAUUUAAUAAUUAUAAACUUGAAAAUAAAUGUAAUUUUUGGAUUGUAAUUAUUAGUCUUAAUGAAAAAUUAUUGUUUUGUAUAAAAUUGUACAAAUGAAUCUUGAAACCGUAAUAAAAUUAUA